Messenger RNA from Kuraishia capsulata CBS 1993, 1722 nucleotides. RefSeq lists its product as uncharacterized. The transcript has 2 exons. Lineage: Eukaryota; Fungi; Ascomycota; Pichiomycetes; Pichiales; Pichiaceae. Bases 1 to 1722 code for a protein of 573 amino acids. Gene Ontology annotation, biological process: protein import into peroxisome matrix, docking. The record is from RefSeq and is a predicted model, not a curated record. Gene Ontology annotation, cellular component: peroxisomal membrane; cytosol. Gene Ontology annotation, molecular function: protein binding.
AUGUCGUUACUAGGUGGCGGCUCGGAGUGCUCAACUGGAGCGAAUCCUCUGGCCCAUUUCAAUAAGCAUGCCCAAGAGGACACUUCCCUACAACAGUCGCUGAGAAACCAGCCUGGACAACAAAGAAGGAUGAUGUUGAGGGAGGAAAAUCAAAUGAGCAUGUCAGAAAAACAGCACAUGGAAAGCUUCAUGCGUAAUGAUCAGACUGGCGCUUUCAGUUUUCAGCCGAUGGCAAAUGAGCUUUCAAAUAUCCACAGACAUACUCCACUGGCUAACCAGAACAUCCAAAGAGGCAACCAGUUCAACCCUCAGGAGUUUCAGCAGUUGAACAUGAGAGCUGAAUCAGCUGGUCCCGGAUGGACGUCUGAGUUCUCUCAGAGUGUCUCCCACUCACCAGCUCAACUUCCAUCUCAACAACAGCAGCCCUCGAUGAUGAGAUCAUCUUUAAAUCGUCCCCUUAUGGGCGGGAUGAGUAGCGGUUUCAUGAUGGGCCGUUCAGCGAUGUCACAUGCUCCUGGGGUGCACGCCAACCAGGCCGACGCUGGCCGCGUGGUGGAGGUCGAGUCUAUGCAGCAAUGGGAAGACACAUUCAAGGAAUAUGAGGCUGGGUUGCAGGGCAGAGAAGACGAACCAAUAGAGGUGAAUGCAAACAUUAUGGACGGUGCCUUUGAACAAGUUUGGGACAACAUUCAGGAAACUUAUGCUGACACCGAACUAACCAACGAUGAGUACCAAGCUGCCUGGGAGAAGGAUUUCGAGCAAUACGCAAUAAGCAGAAUGAAUUACGGGAAAUACGCUUUCGAGGAGCAGAACCAGUUUGCUAACGACCCUGAUGCCUACGAGAUCGGAUUGAAGUUAAUGGAAAGCGGAGCAAAGUUGAGUGAAGCCGCACUUGCGUUCGAAGCUGCUGUUCAGCAGAACCCAGAUCAUGUGAAUGCAUGGUUGAAAUUGGGUGAAGUUCAAACUCAAAACGAAAAGGAAAGUGCUGGAAUCUCUGCCUUGGAGAAGUGUCUCCAACUAUCACCAGAAAACCUUCCUGCUCUCAUGACUUUGGCAAUUUCAUAUGUUAAUGACGGUUACGACAACGCUGCCUAUGCCACACUGGAGAGGUGGAUUCAGACCAAAUAUCCACAGAUUGCUCAACAGGCGAGAGUGGAGAACCCUGAUAUCGAAGCCGAUGACAGGGUUGCGCUGAACAAGCGUAUCACGCAGCUGUUCAUAAAGGCAGCCCAACUUUCGCCUGAUGUUGCGAACAUGGACCCAGAUGUCCAGACCGGCUUGGGUGUGUUGUUUUACUCCAUCGAGGAGUUUGAUAAGACGAUGGACUGCUUCCGUGCUGCUAUUGGAGUGAGGCCCGAUGACGCAUUAUCGUGGAACAGGCUGGGUGCUUCGUUGGCCAACUCAAAUAGGCCUGAGGAGGCCAUAGAAGCGUACUCGAGGGCUUUACAAUUGAACCCUAACUUCGUGAGGGCCAGGUACAAUCUGGGCGUAUCUUACAUCAACAUGGGCAUGUAUGACGAUGCCAUCGAGCAUCUAUUGACAGGUUUGAGCAUGCACAAAGUGGAUGGUCUGGAAGAAAUCCCCGACGGUAUGGUCAGCAACCAGAGUACCAGCUUGCUGGAGACCUUGAAGAGAGCUCUCCUAGCAAUGGACAGAAGGGACCUCAUUGAUAAGGUGAAACCCGGUAUGGAUGCUGAUUCGUUUAGAAAGUUUUUGUUCUGA